CAAUGUUUUUUCAACUACAAGUAACAUCGAAAUUUUGACCGUUUUUGACCUUGCCAUGCUAAUUUCGUGUACUUCACAAGAACAAGCGCCUCUAUUAGGCCUACUUGCCAAUUGAUACGACAUCUCAGUUCAGAAUUUCUUCUUUGUUUGCUGCCAUAAUAAAAUACAUUUCACUGGGAAUCGAUCCUGGACCUCCGGUGUGCGAGUCAAAUAACCUAAUAUUAUCCCCUAACAACCGGAAAAAUUCAGCAAUUUAAAGCAAUCAGUAUUGUUAAACCAAUUCAUUGGGACCAGACGUGUUAGUAGAAAGUGUAGUUGCUGUUGGAAAAUAUCAGAAUGCCUUCGCAAACGACAAUUGGGGAUCUAAUUUGCAUUUGCGAUGGACUUGCAUUUGUUUUGGCGACUAUGGUGUCGAAAAAAUUUUCAUCAAUUACGCCUAUGGAGUUUUUAUACGUGAGAUGUGUGAUGCAGCUAUUAGCAGUGUUUUAUGUGAAGUUUAGAAGCAGAAAUUUCACAAUAUUCUCAAAAGGGAAUACUAAACCAUUAAUGGCAACGGUGCUAACUGGCCUACUAGGAGUUGUGUUCAGUUUGGCGUACCUCUACUCGUUAGAAUAUAUCCCACCUGCAGACAUGUUCGCCUUCCACAAACUCAAAAUCAUAGUCACAGGCAUCACAUCUAUGCUCGUAUUCGACGAGAUCUUCGGAACACUAGAACUAGUGGCUGCCUCCAUUGUCAUAGCAGGCGAGUUGGUCCUCACCCAACCACCAAUCAUAUUCGGAGGUAGCAUGUCGGCCUACGCAGAUGCAACUGUGCUUAACUGGCUAGUGGCUCUCAGUUCAGUAUUCUCUUCCGGAUUCCAACCGGUGCUGUUAAGAUAUGCAUUAGCCAGGGGCACGAAGGACUUCAAGUCGGAUGCCUCGGACUACUUACUUCACUUUGGUCUGUUCGGUCUCACCAUCCUCAACAUGGUCGGCACCACAGCCACUCUCCAAAACAGAACUCAAAAAGACUUCGUAGUAAUGAUGGUCUACUCCGUCCUUGCAAUGAGUGGUUCUGCUCUCUUCAAAAUCAGCCUGGACUACAUCUCAUCAGCCAGAUAUGCUGUCAUUAACUGUGCUGUCGUGCCUCUCGCCUUCUUCAUGGAUGCUCUGGCUGGGACUGGAAACUUCAGGUGGUCCGGUCUGUGUGGAGCCUCGAUUGUGACUUUAGGAGUGAUGUUUUUCUCCCUCGUGCAAUACUACAGACAGCAGGGCAAGAUCAAAGGGGUGUGGCAAGUGUCUCUCAGAGGACAGCAGAAGUUCAUCAAGAUAGAACACAGUUGAACAACAGGUCAAAUGAUCAAAUGCAAUUGCUGUUGUUUAUUGUAUAGCUAGUAACAAAUUUUUGACCAAUCUUUUUUAUUUUUGCCCAAUCUUUUUAAUUUUUGC
Messenger RNA from Symsagittifera roscoffensis, 1428 nucleotides. RefSeq lists its product as uncharacterized. The transcript is spliced from 6 exons. Bases 337 to 1323 code for a protein of 328 amino acids. The record is from RefSeq and is a predicted model, not a curated record. NCBI's taxonomy places the organism in Eukaryota, Metazoa, Xenacoelomorpha, Acoela, Convolutidae. Gene Ontology annotation, cellular component: membrane.